Guillardia theta CCMP2712 is the source of this 672-nucleotide messenger RNA. RefSeq lists its product as hypothetical. Gene Ontology annotation, cellular component: cytosol; nucleus; perinuclear region of cytoplasm. The record is from RefSeq and is a predicted model, not a curated record. Gene Ontology annotation, molecular function: small GTPase binding; GTPase activator activity. Gene Ontology annotation, biological process: nucleocytoplasmic transport; activation of GTPase activity. Lineage: Eukaryota; Cryptophyceae; Pyrenomonadales; Geminigeraceae. The transcript has 9 exons. Bases 1 to 672 code for a protein of 223 amino acids.
AUGUACGCGGAAAGUUGGAAUGCGAUAGAGAACUUUGUAGGUUGGAGGGUUCAAAAUGACGGGAAGAUGCUGGCGAUGGCCAUGGCGAAAUGCGAAUCAUGCAGCGUCUAUGACUUGUCGUAUAAUGGGCUCGGGGACAACGAGGGCAAGGAGAUCGCCAAGGCGCUCAAGAUUAACUUCACCAAGAACGAGAAGCCCUACGCCGGAGUGCCGGGAGCCAAGAUCUACGGCACCAUCGUGAAGCUGAACCUAGCCAACAACAACCUACACGCCGAGGGCAUCCGAGCCCUCUGUGAGGCUCUCACCUCCAGCAACCCACGAAUAUCCUUCUCGCUGGAGGAGCUCGGGUUGGCCAAUAAUGCUGCUGGGCCCGAAGGAGCCGUCGAGCUCGCCAAAGUCAUCUCAUCCAACCGCAUCAUCCGGCGACUGAACUUGAGCUGGAACAACAUCGGGACCACAGGCGUCCUCGCCAUUCUCAACGCCCUGCAACAAAGUCACCUCAAGGCGAAAUUUGACCUCUCAUAUAACUCCAUCGACCUUGGCGACCAGACGCUGCUGGAGAGCUGGCCAGAGUUGAUCACGCGACUGAAACGAAUGAAGAUUAAAGACCGGAUCGAAGAGGUGAUUGUCGGUUGGGAGCUCCUCGGUCUUCAUACGUUGCCAACCAAAUGA